AAUAACCAAAUUUAUGAAAGACAAUACACAGGCGAAAACACCUUGGAUGAACCAGUUCUACAAACCUUGUCAAGAGAUCUUAAAAAAAUAGGCUAUAGAUUAAUCAGCGUCAUCUGGCCAAAUUCUCUAAGAACUUAUGUGAAAAGCCAGCAAAACAAUCUAUUGACUUAUGCUAGAAACGCAGGCUUGGAUAUCGACAACAUGAAUUUAAAUUUAAACAUAAACAUGAAUAUCCCCAAUAUUCGCUUCUCAUCUUUUGCAAACCCUUCUGCAAAUAACAAUGAUAACACCACCAACGAUAACAGAAUCGAACAAGACAUUGAAACUUCUGCGCUUGAUUCAUUGAAUAUAAAUCCAUUGGACUGGGACUUGUGGGGCCCAUUGAUCUUUAUCUUGUUUUAUUCGAUACUAAUAACGAUCAAAUCUUCUUCAUCUGCUUUAUCGAAUUCUAACGAUUCAACAACAAGGAUUUUCUCAUCGUCGUUUAGUAUAAUCUGGAUAGCUUUUUUCUUAAUCUCCAUCAACAUACAACUAUUGGGUGGGAAAAUCUCCUUAUUCCUAGCAUUGUCAUCAAUUGGGUACUGUCUCUUUCCUUUGGAUAUUCUAGCGCUAGUUUCAAUCUUCGUCAAAUGGUACAUUGUCAAAUUCAUCUUAUGCAUUGUCUUCACCUCCUGGAGUAUAUAUAGUUGCAGUGUUGCUUUAAGCUGCUCAGGCAUCUUGCCCAACAGAAGCUUUUUAGCGAUCUACCCAGUGUGCUUGUGCUACAUUGCAUUGGGUUGGAUGUGUGUUGUUAGUUGA
Ascoidea rubescens DSM 1968 is the source of this 798-nucleotide messenger RNA. It is a transcript of the gene YIP4, whose product is annotated as Yip4p. The annotation marks the transcript as partial. The record is from RefSeq and is a predicted model, not a curated record. Gene Ontology annotation, biological process: endoplasmic reticulum to Golgi vesicle-mediated transport. Gene Ontology annotation, cellular component: membrane; trans-Golgi network. The transcript has a single exon. Lineage: Eukaryota; Fungi; Ascomycota; Saccharomycetes; Ascoideales; Ascoideaceae.